Molecule: messenger RNA, 2651 nt
Organism: Helianthus annuus (common sunflower)
Lineage: Eukaryota; Viridiplantae; Streptophyta; Magnoliopsida; Asterales; Asteraceae
Exons: 8
Coding region: 151-2460 (769 amino acids)
Source: RefSeq, a predicted model, not a curated record
GGCACUUGUUUUGAUAAAUCAAACGAGUAUUUUGUAUCGAUUUAGGGUUAGGUUUUGAUGUAAAUUAAGUUUGAUUAGAGAAAUGGUCAAUUGAGUGUAAAUUAAGGUGGAUUUUUUUUUUAAUUUUUGGGGGUUAGGGUUAGUGAUAAGAUGACAGAUUUUCAACAGCAGCUUCCACAUAAGCCUGAGAGUAUUCCUGAUGCCUGUUUGGGUUUUGAGAGAGGCGGUUCGGAUUUCGGGAGGGGAUUUGAAGAGUUAAUGAGGGGGGAGUUGGAUGAUUGUAUGUCAUUUGCGUCGUGUGGCUCUCUGCGAAACGCGGAAGAUGAUGACGACGGUGACAGUGGUGAUCGGAUUAUGAGAAGGCGGUGGGCGGAUAUGAAAGGUGCUGAUCUGGCGGAAUCUUCGAUUGCGAGAAGAUGCAACUCUCGGAUUUUGAGUACGUGGGCUGCUAGGCAAGCGCAAGAAAUGAUCUCCACGAUAGAAAGGAGAAAUCGCGAGUCUGAGUUAAGGAGGCAGGGGAAUGUUGAGAGACCAAGCACGCGUGCAUCAUCGAUUUUGCAGAUGUGGAGGGAAUUAGAAGAAGAACAUGUGUUAGAUCGAGCCAGUGAAAGGGUGAGAGUAAGACUCAGCCCAGAUAGAAGUUUGGAUUCAAGCACCACCGAAGGUAGAGGGAGUGAACAUCAAAGUAGCUUGGAGGAUGUAAACGGAAGUGAAAACGACUAUGGAUCCUGGUCACAUGAUCUAAUGGAACCACAGAGCGAGGGCCAAGAUCAAGAUCAAGACAAUGCCGGCUCGAGCCGUGAGCAAACUCCUGAUAUAGGUGAGGUCGAACGCGAAAGGGUUAGGCACAUUGUACAGGGAUGGAGGGAGACAGGUGUUACCGAUCCUGCACCUGAUGUUGCACCGAGAAGUAAUAGUCCAAGAGCGGAGUGGCUUGGGGAAACUGAGCGCGAAAGAGUGAGGAAUGUGAGGGAAUGGGUACAAAUGACAAGUCAGCAGAGGGGUACACGUGGCGGUCGUGAACAAAAUCAAGAAAGGGCAGGUGGUCAACCAGAGCGUAUUAGAAGGGAUAUAUGUAGGUUGCGUGGUAGACAAGCUCUAAUUGACCUACUUUUGAGGGCUGAAAGUGAACGACAGAGGGAACUUCAGGGUUUGACAGAAUAUCGGGCUGUUUCUGAUUUUGCACAUCGUAAUCGUAUUCAGUCAUUAUUGAGAGGCAGAUUCUUACGAAAUGUAAGACCUGUAGAGGAAGAAACGCCUUCUUCAGUUGCAGCAAGUGAACUGGUUCAAUUGAGACAACGUCACACUGUUUCUGGUUUAAGGGGAGGGUUCCGGUCCAGAUCAGAAAACAUAGUUCAUGGUCAAGAGAUCGAACAUGAAAACCAAGAUCAGUCACAACUGUGGGGCCAGGAAACCAACAUUCAUCACAUAACAGAUCAGUUGGAUACCGUUGCAUCUGUUCAAAACACAAAUCAACAAGAAAACAUUGAUGACGAUGAGAGAGAAGAGUGGCAGCAGGAAAGCAGCAACUAUACUGAGUUUAAUUUAUGGCCCCAAGAAACUUCAGAAACUGAUGGUGAUGGUGCACAUAUGCAUGGAACCGAUGAGGUUUGGCAUGACGAUGUGUCACAGGAAGCCAUUGAAAACUGGCCCGAAGGGCCUUCUGACCCGCCAAGAAUGCUGCAUUUGGGCGCUGCUGGGCGGGUCAACACGUUUCACCCACCCGACGAUGAUAAUAUCUACAGCUUGGAACUCCGGGAACUUUUGAGCAGGAGGAGUGUUUCUAAUCUUCUUCGAAGUGGUUUUCGUGAGAGUUUGGACCAAUUGAUUCAAUCAUAUGUCAACCGACAAGGCCAUGCUCCCAUUGAGUGGGAUCUGUACCGACCGCCUGUUUCAAUAGAGGGCGACCAGGAGCACAGCCAGGAUGAACCGACUGAUCAGCAUUCGCAGGAUACGAUUGGUAGUAGACCUUCGUUGGUUCUUCCAUCGCCACCUGUACCCCCACCUCAACCGAUUUGGCAGCAUUUUCCUUAUUCUAGUUGGUCCCGUCACACGAUGCAUCGCUCUGAACUUGAGUGGGAGAUGAUUAACGAUUUGAGAGCUGACAUGGCGAGACUGCAACAAGGACUGAGCCAAAUGCAGAGGAUGCUAGAGGCUUGCAUGGACAUGCAACUCGAGCUUCAACGGUCUGUCAGACAGGAAGUUUCUGCUGCUUUGAAUCGAUCACAUGGUGAACAAGGUAUCGCUGCAGAAACUUCAAAAGAUGGAUCAAACUGGGGUCAAGUGAGGAAAGGAACCUGUUGUAUUUGUUGCGAUAACCGUAUUGAUUCUUUGUUGUACAGAUGUGGGCACAUGUGCAUGUGCUCAAAAUGUGCGAAUGAGUUGGUUCAUGGAGGAGGUAUAUGUCCGUUGUGCCGGGCGCCAAUUGUUGAGGUUAUCCGAGCUUACUCGAUACUGUAAACAGAUUACAAAUUGACUGAGGAAGAAGAUAAAAGAAAGUUCUUUGUGGUUGUUCUCAUCUGUAGAGUAUGUCAUUUUUGUCUCACUAUUUUUCUGAUUAUAUGUUGUAUGCAUUGUAUAAUUGGAAUAACAAUUGGCUCCUCACAAUUAAUUUAUUGAAUAAUAAAAUUCCACAUAUUUUUUUCUUUUUA